AUGACGGACGAAGACCCCCACGCGACGGAGGAGACGGCGGCGCUGCAGGCCUUCUUCCUGCAAUGCUGCGAGCCCCCGCGGUGCCUCACGUCGGCCGGCCUCCUCCCCGCCCGCUCCGCGUGGGCCGUCGAGGUCGAUUGCCUCCGCCUCCUCGCCGCCCGCCCCGCCCUCGCCGCCCGCCUCUUCACCGACACCGCCGCCCUCGCCGACACCCUCCGACGCGUCGCCGCCAGCGUCUGCCAAGGCCUCAGCCCCGCAGAUCUCUCCAUCCGCCUUACACACCUCCCUACAGUGGGCGCCCCACCGCCAUCCAUGCCACCACCACAAGGGGUACUCAUAAGCGUCUGUGGAUCCAUCGUGCGAAUGAAUGCAAAGCGAGUGGUACCGUUUGUGCAUAGACUAAAGUGUCCAAAGUGUCGUGAGACUAUUGAAGUACCAUCAAGUCCAUUUGAUCGAGCGGCAAAACCAAAAGGGCAGUGUGAACGUAAAGAGUGCAGAGGUGAAGAGUUACAGCCCGUUGGGCAGGUUUGGAUGGACUACGCGGAAUGUCGAUUACAGCAACGCUCAAGUCUUUCAGGUCGACUCCCUCGAACAUUACUUGUUACACUUGAAGAUGAACUCACAACAAAAUGCACAGUAGGACAGUUGGUUGAAGUGAUAGGCAUUUUAUUCCCAAAAUGGAGAGCUACACAACCCAAUAGUCGACCUAUUAUUGAACCCACAGUAUGGGCUUUAAACAUUAACGCAAUGGAGUCAUACCGUGAGGGUGGAACAUCUAGUGCUUCCGCUGCACCACGUCGUAAGACUACAGGAUCAGUAGAAGGAACUAAUUUUAGUCCAGAAUCUUUUUUUGCAUCCUUUGGUGAAGAUCGAUUACGCAGAGGUACUGCACUGGUAACCUCAGUAUGUCCACAAUUAUCAGGACUUUUUGCACCUCGUAUGGCUGUACUUCUUGCCACUAUAGGGGGAACAUCUAUGACUGGUAAAACACGCAUGCAUAUAAGAUCAACUAUUCAUUGCCUUUUUGUAGGUGAUCCUUCUACUGGAAAGUCUCAAUUACUUCGAUUUGCUGCUUUACUUGCUCCACGAAGCACUUCCACUACUGGUAUUGGAAGUACUUCAGCUGGAUUAACAGUGGCAGCAGCAAAAGAAAAUGGAGAAUGGGUAUUGGAACCUGGAGCACUAGUGCUAAGUGAUGGAGGUAUUUGUGUUAUUGAUGAACUUCGAACAGUUUCCUCUUCUGAUCGAGCUUCUCUUCAUGAGGCAAUGGAACAACAAACUAUUUCUGUUGCCAAAGCAGGAAUGGUAACAAAGCUUCGUACCUCUUGCUCUGUUAUUUCUGCAUGCAAUCCUCCACCGAUGCGUCAUGGAGGAACAGAAAUUGGUGUCGGUGGACCAUUGCUUAGUCGAUUUGAUUUUAUAUUUUUACUUUGGGAUACACCUUCAGCAGAGGUGGAUAAUCGCAUAGCCACUCAUAUCCUUACUUGUUCUCAAGCAGGACAGCAACCACCAUCAGUACUUUCACAAGAUGAUAUAAGUCGUUAUCUACGAUGGAUGCGUUCUCAUUAUGCACAGAAUGAUGGUCCAUUACUAUCUGAUGAAGCAGCUGAGCUUCUUAAAACGUAUUAUGAACUUCAGCACCGACGAGGUGCGGCACCUUCCCUUGCAGAUUGUGUUCCAGUAACUAUACGUUUGCUUGAAUCUCUUGUUCGAAUUACCCAGGCUCAUGCUAAAUUACAUUUGGCUCAAGUCUGUACAGAAGAAGAUGCUGCAAUGGCAAUCUUUCUUAUGGAACAAAGUGCUUAUAGUCUAAAAUGUCCUUUGGAAGCAUUGGGACCGGAUGUGUAUACGAGUUCUAAAUGCUUAGAAGAAUAUUUUUUAGAUCUUACCCCAGGUGGUGCACAAAAACAACGAUGUGUUUUGCAUGCUAUCAUAGAUGUCUUUUCAAAUUGUGGAGACGAUGUCCAUCGCUCUUCAGAUGAUGCAGCAGCAGGAACAUGGUUAGAGAACUUGAAAGCCCCUUCUGAAGAAACUCCUUCACGACAGUCAAGUAAACGGGUGAGAGAAGAAUCAAUUGGAGAUAGUGAAGCUGUUUUACGCAGUGUACGACGUUUACAGGCAGAAGUUUCUAGUCCAUUUUCCACUGUUCAAACUGUUAUUCAGUAUACACCUGAUCUCCCAUCACAUAAUACAUCUGUGCCAACGUCACAAACAACUAGUACGAAAAGUUGUAGACGACGUGAUGCUGAUGAAAUUAUGAGAAGUCUUGCAUUUCGUUUUUGA
Trypanosoma theileri is the source of this 2283-nucleotide messenger RNA. Its product is annotated as putative DNA replication factor. Gene Ontology annotation, cellular component: nucleus; MCM complex. The coding region runs from base 1 to 2283 and encodes 760 amino acids. Gene Ontology annotation, biological process: double-strand break repair via homologous recombination. NCBI's taxonomy places the organism in Eukaryota, Euglenozoa, Kinetoplastea, Trypanosomatida, Trypanosomatidae. The record is from RefSeq and is a predicted model, not a curated record. The transcript has a single exon. Gene Ontology annotation, molecular function: ATP binding; single-stranded DNA helicase activity; single-stranded DNA binding.